AAGCAAACCCUUUAAUCUCAACCUUUGUUUGAAGCCUCUAUAAACCUGUUCUCUCACCAUCCUUUCCCUCUUUCUCGAAAGUUGUCCUGUCUUCUCCCUUGUCUCGACCAUUAUAAUCACCCGAAUCAUCGUAAUAAUUUGUUCUUUUUUUUUGGUAACAGUAACAAUAAUAACAAGUCCUUUGCCUCUACAUAACCGCCAUAAUCAUUUUCCUUUCACUCUGUCUUACUCUAAGAACCGCCAGUCACUACAGCUAUCGCCACCUACUAUCCCGUUGGAAAGAGCCUCCGGCGGUUACCUUAAAUACAUCAGUAAAGUUGCUGGGUACUGUUCUGCUUGCUUCUGUCUACUGUAAUACCUGUAAAUUUCAGUUGUUGAAAUCUGUUCAGCUGCUUCACUUUUUGCAAAGGCAUCUUAGAUUUAAUGUAUGGGCAAGUUUUCCAUAUAACUAGCCAGUUCUGAAGAGCAAACAAAAUGAAAACAAAACGAGGAGAUGAUAAUAUAGAUGGUGAGGAGGGUGUCACAAAGCGGCAGAGAGUGCUUGAACAAGACUCUCCUUCUGUAUCUCCUUCUCCACAAGUCAUUGACAACCCUCUUGUGCCUUAUAAUGAUGUGGAUGAUGAGGAAGAGGAUGAAAGGAGGGGACGUGAUAACUAUGAUAGAGCAGAUGAACCUAAACAAGGUGUAGCAGGGAAUGGCUAUGAUGGUCUAGAUGAUGACGAAGAUGAUGAUGAACAAUGGCCUGAUCAAGAGAACCGGAGGAACCCAAUUGAGCCUCGUGAAGACUGCCCUUACCUUGAUACUGUGAAUCGCCAGGUUUUGGAUUUUGAUUUUGAGAAAUUUUGUUCUGUCUCUUUGUCGAACCUGAAUGUAUAUGCCUGUUUGGUUUGUGGGAAAUAUUACCAAGGGAGAGGGAAAAAAUCCCAUGCAUACACUCAUAGCCUUGAAGCAGGACACCAUGUCUACAUCAAUCUUCAGACAGAAAAAGUUUACUGCCUUCCUGAUGGAUAUGAAAUUAUUGACCCAUCACUAGAUGAUAUACGACAUGUUCUGAACCCGAGGUUUACGAGGGAUCAAGUUGAACAACUUGACAAAAACAGGCAAUGGUCGAGAGCACUUGAUGGGUCGGAUUAUCUUCCUGGAAUGGUGGGCCUGAAUAACAUUAAAGAGACUGAUUUUGUCAACGUCACUAUUCAGUCUCUAAUGAGAGUUACACCCUUAAGGAAUUUCUUCCUUAUCCCGGAAAACUACCAGCAUUGCAGAUCUCCUCUUGUUCAUCGUUUUGGAGAACUCACACGGAAAAUAUGGCAUGCGAGGAACUUUAAAGGACAGGUGAGCCCACAUGAAUUUCUCCAGGCAAUUAUGAAAGCCAGCAAAAAACAAUUUCGUAUAGGAAAACAGUCUGAUCCUGUAGAGUUCAUGGCAUGGCUUCUUAAUAAACUACAUGCGGAUCUCAGAACUUCAAAGAAAAAUAACAGCAUAAUCUAUGAGUGCUUUCAGGGAGAGUUGGAGGUUGUGAAAGAGAUUCCGAGCAACGCUGUUGCGGAGAAGAAAGAAAAUGGUGAUGACUAUAGCAGCAUUCAAAAAACUGCUGAUGGUGGGACUGAGCACAAUGGUGUUGUCACAGAAACUUCUAGAAUGCCAUUCUUGAUGCUUGGGCUAGAUUUGCCACCACCGCCUCUGUUUAAAGAUGUGAUGGAAAAGAAUAUUAUACCUCAGGUUCCUCUGUUCAAUAUAUUGAAGAAAUUUGAUGGUGAGACAGUAACUGAAGUUGUGCGACCGCAUCCAGCCCGGAAGAAAUAUCGAGUUACCAGAUUGCCACGUUAUUUAAUACUCCACAUGCAGCGGUUUAAAAAGAACAACUUUUUUAUUGAGAAGAAUCCAACCUUAGUCAACUUUCCUGUGAAGAACUUGGAACUGAAGGAUUAUAUUCCUUUACCAAUGCCUAAAGAGAAUGAGAGAUUGCGCUCUAAGUAUGAUCUAAUUGCCAAUAUUGUUCAUGAUGGAAAGCCCAAGGAGGGGUUUUACAGAGUUUUUGUGCAGAGGAAGUCAGAAGAGCUAUGGUAUGAAAUGCAGGAUCUUCAUGUUUCUGAAACUCUUCCUCAAAUGGUUGCACUAUCCGAGGCAUAUGUGCAGAUAUACGAGCAGCAGCAGUAGCUUUAGACAAAAUCUAGUUGUUGAUGAAUGUUCAUUACGACAGAUUUUAACUUUUUUCCGAUGGCCGGGAAGACAAUGAUAUGCAGAUAUACUUGCGCUUUAUCGAAUGUUUUCUUUGGAAAAAAAAAAAAGAAUAUUAUGAUAUUAUUUCUUUUCAUGGCUAGAUACAAAAAGGGGUAGCUCUACCUGUUGUAACCCUCUCAACCCUAUGCCCCGCGGGAUUGGAAUGUGAGACCUGUCGAGAGUUAGAACUUGUGCCAUUUUUUACGUUCCCUUGGGAUGAAGAAUGUAGAAUUUAGUGUUCCUGUAAAGGGAUGGUAGAUUUUUGUAGUGGAAAGUAGAACUGUUGUUUUUCUGUUUGGCACGAGUGAGAGCGUCCUUGAUUGGAGUCUUAAAUUUAAUAUAUGGACAAUCUUUCUUUUGGAAUAUGCAAGAUACACUUGAAGCAUGUCAAUUGCUUGAAUGAGAUGAAAAAAAUUUUACAUGCA
Messenger RNA from Jatropha curcas, 2645 nucleotides. RefSeq lists its product as uncharacterized. Gene Ontology annotation, molecular function: zinc ion binding; cysteine-type deubiquitinase activity. Gene Ontology annotation, biological process: protein deubiquitination; spliceosomal complex assembly; mRNA processing. NCBI's taxonomy places the organism in Eukaryota, Viridiplantae, Streptophyta, Magnoliopsida, Malpighiales, Euphorbiaceae. The record is from RefSeq and is a predicted model, not a curated record.